This is a messenger RNA of Prunus avium (sweet cherry), 612 nucleotides long. The record is from RefSeq and is a predicted model, not a curated record. NCBI's taxonomy places the organism in Eukaryota, Viridiplantae, Streptophyta, Magnoliopsida, Rosales, Rosaceae.
AUGCCCCAGGGAAAGGGACAGGUCAAAUUCGCCAUCGUCGCCGUCGACUACAUUACGAAGUGGACCGAAGCCGAAGCAUUGGCAACCAUAACCGCAGCCAGGGUCGAGCAUUUUGUAUGGAAGAACAUAAUUUGUCGGUUCGGCCUUCCGAACGCAAUCAUCACCGACAACGGCAAACAAUUCGACUCCACUCAGUUUUGGCACUUGUACCACCGAUUCAACAUCAACUUGUUCUUCUCAUCCCCAGCGCAUCCACAAUCAAACGGCCAGGUAGAAGCCAUCAACAAGAUCAUCAAGCGGACACUGAAGAAGAAGCUUGGGGCAGCUAAAGGAGCCUGGCCCGAUCUCCUUCCGGAGGCACUCUGGGCGAUCAACACCUCCUACCGUCGAUCGACUGGAGAAACACCGUUUUCCCUUGCUUUCGACUGGGUUUUACGCAAAGUUUCUCUCGCCACCAAAGACUCGAGCGACGGCACCCUUGGUCCAUCUUGGGAAGGUCCUUAUGAGGUCGUUACUGUCUGCCGACCGGGAACUUACCGACUGCGUGAUACCGAUGGUCAGACCCUCGGCCAUCCUUGGAAUAUUGAGCACCUCAAAUAUUACUACAAGUGA